AUGCGUCCUAUAGUAUGUAACACUGAAUUAGCUUUCUUUAUUCCAACUAAUAAAGAAAAAAUGUCUCUAUGUGUAUUGCAGUUAAAUUAUAAAUUAGAACGUAAAAUGAAAACUAGCUAUGAAUAAAUUAAAAAUGCACGCUCAAGAUAUUAAGAACUAUUUUAUUAAUAGGAAACCAACUUAGAUUAUUUUUAUGAUUAAUUAACAGAAAGAAAAGAAAAUAUACUCUUCAAAAAUAAAAACAAUUAGCAAGUAAAGCAAAAUAUGCUUGUGAUUACAGUUUUAGAUGGAAAUAAAGGCUUUAAGAACGAAACUGGUUAGAUAUUUAUAUGAGUUGGUUUGUCAGCUGAAAGAGAAUUUUAUUCUUAAGAGAUGCAUUUUUAAGAUUUCCAGAAAAGACAUUCAAAAAGUAAAAGCUUGGCCUUACAAAAGAUAGAAAUAAUAAAAAGACAGAGCCAUAUCCUAUCAUUAAAAAAAAAGAAGAAUAAUCUUUUUGAUAAAUAGAGAAAAAUUCUAUAUUAUUCCUACCAAGGAGAUUUAAAAUAAGUAUACUUUAUUAUUAUCAUUAUUAGAUGAAAAGAUCUUUUGAAAUAUCAUAAAAAUUAGAUUAAGAUGAUCAUCGAAUAACGAAAUAGAAAACUUUAGACAUAAAGCCAAAAUAAAAAGUAACCCAGAAGCAUGAUGACAAUACAUUUCUUACAUAUGUUUGA
This is a messenger RNA of Paramecium primaurelia, 710 nucleotides long. The record is from the annotation of a GenBank genome assembly. NCBI's taxonomy places the organism in Eukaryota, Ciliophora, Oligohymenophorea, Peniculida, Parameciidae.